Molecule: messenger RNA, 1203 nt
Organism: Neoarthrinium moseri
Lineage: Eukaryota; Fungi; Ascomycota; Sordariomycetes; Amphisphaeriales; Apiosporaceae
Exons: 2
Coding region: 1-1203 (400 amino acids)
Source: RefSeq, a predicted model, not a curated record
AUGACCCAGGCAGCGCUGGGAAGCGACUCCCACGAGCGCACAGGUCGCCGAAGGCCCUUCUCUACCUGGGUGAAGAAGCUUGCCAACUUCAAGAACGGCUCCUCGUCGGCCGAGGGAAGCAAGCAUGGCCACUCGAAACGCGACCAGCUCAAGGCCUCCAAGAAACGGCCCUCGAAACAGAACAACCCAUACCCGCAGUCCGGCUGCAUUGCGCCGCCUCGCCACCACAGCCAACCUUCGUUGUCUACGAACCACACAGGCGUGACCACGGACAUGUCCCCCGAGCAGAGCCGGACAUCACUGAACUCGUCGGUGGACGGCCACGCGCCCCCCACUGCCGGUGGCCUCUCCAUGGCCGGCACCGUCUCGACCGACCACGAAGCCUCGCGCUCCAUCAAUGCCCCAUCCCACAUGACGUCCUCGGUCGGGGGAACCAGCAGAACGGCCAACGGUAGAAAGGGAGGAGACAGCACGUUUUCGUCUCCGGCCCCCUCGGUACGGUCUCUAACCACCACUUUGACCACCAUUCAGUCCAUGGCUGUCAAUGGCAACCAACACCAAGGACAAUCGUCGACCCACCAUCAAAAUAGCAACUCUCAGAACAUACAGUUCAGCCAGCCCUUUCCCACGGCGUCUCCAGCCUCAGCUAUCCCCGCACACCUUGCACCGCAUGUGCCCGGGGGCCAGCCCGCCACGUAUCAAUCCGCCACCGCCAAUAACCUCUUGACCGACAAUGCUUCGAUACUUACCUUGGCAUCGUCUACCAAGCGGAGGCGGCGAAGGUCGUUUGACACGGACGCUUCAGUCCGCGCCAUGGCACCAUCCUCCCUCUGGGGCGGGUCGAGAGAGAGUCUGCCUUUGAGCAUCCUUAGCGCCAACAUGGAUGGUAUACCCGCGACUCCCGGUCUACAUCAGACCUCCUCGAGGAUCGGAGCGGGCAACGAACGGAACAGUAUAUAUUCGACCACCGGCAUUGCCCCUGCGCUCCCAAGCGAGAGGAACAGCUUCUACGCAAAACAAAGUAUUGCUGGGGACGCCGCAAGUGUGCGCAGUGGGCUCUAUGGACAUGGUCGGGCCGAGAGCAUCAGCGGCAGCGUCGCGGGCGUGGCCAGCCCGCUGGCCAGUCCUCGUGAGAUGCUUGAGAGAGGUCCCUUUGCUGAGAAGGACGAGAAUCAUGCACUCGAUGGUCAGGAGAAGGAGUAG